Cicer arietinum (chickpea) is the source of this 1113-nucleotide messenger RNA. RefSeq lists its product as uncharacterized. Lineage: Eukaryota; Viridiplantae; Streptophyta; Magnoliopsida; Fabales; Fabaceae. Gene Ontology annotation, molecular function: nucleic acid binding. The record is from RefSeq and is a predicted model, not a curated record.
AUGGAUCCUCUACCUGAUAUAACCACAACAUUUUCUUUAAUUUUACAGCAAGAACGACAAAUUAUUGGUCCUUCUGUUGAUGCUAAGGUUUUAAUGAUCUCUUCCAUCAAUGGUACUUCUAAUGCUAAUCAUAGAAAUGGUUCAGGUCAUGGUAAAGCUCACGAAUUUGGUCAAGGCAGAGGUGGAGCUCCUCAACGACAAUGUACUUUUUGCAACAAGCUAGGACACACUGUUGAUCAUUGUUAUUUUAAACAUGGUUUUCCUCCUGGAUAUUCUCUUAGAUACAAGCACAUCAAAUCUAUUAAUUCUUCAAUUGCUGAUGAUGAUUCUAGGUCUGCUCCUAAUUAUCAUAGUUCUCCUAAAUCCAAUCCAUCUGAUGGUAAUGUCUUUCAAUUCACUGCUAACCAAAUUAAUCAACUCAAACAUUUACUACAACAAUUUGCUUCUUAUUCUGAAAAUCAAUCUCAACCUACAAAUCAAAUUUCUCAAAUUGCUGGAGUUUCCUCUAAUCAACACAAUUAUGCUUUAGGUAAUAUCUCUCUAAACUAUUGGAUUCUGGUGCUACUUACCAUGUCACUUGAUCCUACAUCCAAGAUGAUUGGGCAUGCUAAGCUUUUUAAUGGAUUAUAUCAUCUGCAACAACCUAUUAAUGAUGUCAAAUAUUGUGUGUUGUAUUCUUUAAAUUCAAGAUCGUCACAUGUUACUUUUGAUCUUUGGCAUCUUAGAUUAGGACACCCUUCUAAUAAUGUUCUUACUCAUAUUUGUAAACAUUUUCCAUAUGUGAGUUUCAAUUCAUAUAAAAUUUGUGAUUCUUGUUAUCUUGCCAAACAAUCUAGAUUACCUUUUAAUGCCAGUAAUACUAUUUCUGAUAACGCUUUUGAUUUGAUUCAUAUGGAUAUUUGGGGACCCUUGUCCCAUUCUUCUAUUCAUGGUCAUAAAUAUUUUCUAACUAUAGUUGAUGAUUGUACUAGGCACACUUGGAUUUAUCUUAUGAAAGCUAAAUUUGAAACUCAAAAGUUAAUGCAUGAUUUUGUUGUUUUAGUUGAAAAUCAGUUUGACAAAGUUAUCAAAGUUAUUAGGACUCAUAAUGGUGUUGAGUUAUUGUAUCUUUAA